Messenger RNA from Dictyostelium purpureum, 7965 nucleotides. RefSeq lists its product as uncharacterized. Gene Ontology annotation, cellular component: cell cortex; site of polarized growth. Gene Ontology annotation, biological process: cell morphogenesis. The transcript is spliced from 4 exons. Lineage: Eukaryota; Evosea; Eumycetozoa; Dictyosteliales; Dictyosteliaceae. Bases 1 to 7965 code for a protein of 2654 amino acids. The record is from RefSeq and is a predicted model, not a curated record.
AUGGUUAGAAAUACUAGGACAAGUAGUAGUGGAAGUAAUGAAUCAGAAUCAUCAUCACACAGCAAUACAUCGUCUCUAGGUGGCGUUGGAGGAGGUACCACUAGUGGUAGCGGUAUAUCGACCAAUGUUACAAUGAAUAAUACAAGCACAAGUAAUACAAGUACGGGAAGUAUUGGUGGCUCAAUAAGUAAUCAUCACAAUAAAGUUUUACCAGCAGAUCAUAUAAUGUUCAAACUGUUAGGAGAUUUUAAAGAACACACAAAGGUUAAAAUAGAGAUUUUUAUUAGAGAUGAUAAAAUUAGAUUGGAGGAUUUCUUUGAGGGUCCGGAAUCAAAAACAUUUCAUCAAGUUUUAGAGGGUUUAACUGAGGUUUCAAAAUAUUUUUUAAAUUUAAUAACAUCAGCAUUAUUAAAUUGGAGAUCAACACAACAUUUAAUUCCAUCGAAGAGUAGUUCAAAACCAAAAAUGGAUGACUCAGUUACGAAAAAAGAUGUGACACCUAUUGUUGAUGAAAGAUAUAAAUUAAUUGUAGAUUAUAUUUUUUGUACCACUAUUUCAUGCAUACUUAAUUCAUUAACUAAAGAUAAUUUAACUGAUGCAAUGGGUAUUCAAAUCGAAUCAAUGUGCUUUGAAUCAUUUAAAGUCGAGAAAAGAAUUUCAACAAAUUCAAGUCCAAUGAUAAUACCUGAUUUAUGUGCUUCAAUUUUAGGUCAAUUAUCAAAAUAUAGAUUAAGAAGUGUUUCAAGUAGAUUUUUUAAAGAGUUUCAAUUAUGUUUAACAUCAAAUGCAUUAAAAAACAAAACUUUUCAAAUUUUACAAGGUAUUAGGUUUUUAAAAGUUAAAAUUUCAUCAGUAUCAAAAUUAAAACAAUCACAAGAGUUUAUAAAUAAUUAUUUAGAAUUUUUUAAAAAUAAUAGAAUUAAAGGUGAUUUAAGAAGAGCCAUCUCCGAAAUUUUAGCUAGUAUUUUAAGACCAUUAACUGAAGAAAAAUUCAAACCAGAGUUAUCUUACACUGAAUGGAUAUCAACAAUUAAAGAGUUAUAUGAAUUUAUUAAUAAAAAAACUAAAAAAACUAAAGAUGUUUUGACAUCAUUUCCAUUAUUAUCAAUUUUAUUAUGUUGCCUAGAUAAAGAAUCAUUUUUAAAACAAUUUUGGCAGUUAAUGGAUAAUUUCAUAAAAUGUAAAGAUAAAACAAUUAGACCAUAUGCAUUAGAGGCAUCACAGUAUUUAUUAGAAUGUUAUUUAACAAAGUAUUCCGAACAACCAGAAGAGGUUUAUGAAAGACUUCAUCAAUUAGUCAGUCAUAUAUUCCCAAAUGGACAUUCGAAGAAAUUGACAAUGUCGGCAUCGGACCCACUUGAUGUAUUUGUAGAUAUUAUAUGUGUAAUCGCUGGUAGUAGAAUCGAUUUUGCAUUUGAAAAGAUCAUUUUCGAUUUACUUCGUGGUGGUGAACAAAAAGAUUUGUAUAUUAGUAAUCCCGAGCGUAUGAUUGUUGGUCUUCGUGCUGUAAUGAUGAUUGAUCAACAAGGUACAAACCCGUUAACACCAAAGAUGUUGUCUUUUAGUAAUAGUCCAAAUCAAUCCCCUUCAGCUUCUCCAUUACCUGAUCCAUUGGUCUCUGGUAGUCACAAGGCUAGAGCAGUUAGACGUCAACGUUAUGGUACUUUAAAUACUAAGAAGGUAGCCCCAACUUCAUUGAUUGAGCCUUAUUUAAAGAAUUUAUCGAUUUUAUUAUCUCAAAUUCUUUUAUCAUUGGAUAGUACUUUUGGUUUUCUUUUAACUUCAAAUCAAACCAAGCCAUUGGGUGAGCUUUUGGAGAAGAUGCGUCCACCAGGUUAUUCUUGUCUCGAGCUUUUAAAGAUUGCCGUUUCAGUUAUACCCAUUGCAUUCCCAAAUAAAAUCGUACCACAAGAUUUGGUCGUUAUGCUUUCGAAAUUUUUAAUUCAUAUGGAUAGAGGUGUAAGCGAAAAAGCUUCUAUUGUACUUACUCAAUUAAUGGCUGCACGUCCUGAUAUUCGUCCACAAAUUAUUUAUGGUCUAGGUAGAUUUGCUCUUUAUCUUUCAGAUAAGCAAAGCAAUUUAAUCGCAGUAGUUUUGGAAAAGAAAAGAGAGUUAUUGGAUCUUUGGGCUAGAUUUAAAACCAAUAAAUUCUCGUUAGCUGCAAAUGAGGAGUUUGAAGAAUUAAGAUUUAGAGCGGACCAUGGCGAAAAUAUACCUGAUAUCUCUUAUGUAGAAGCCGUAGCCUUAACUUUUCUUUGUAGUUCAAAUGGUAGAAAUAGAAAGCUUUGUUUACAUAUUUUAGAUUCAAUUCGUUCAGUUCACGAAUCAUUUUUAAUGGCAAAAGAAGAUGACGAUAUAGAAAUAUCCACUUAUUUGAAAGAUAUUAUCGAUGAAAAUGGUUGUGAGUAUCUUUAUAGACAUGCUCAAAAUUAUUAUUUUAGCAAUAUAGGUCAAAUCAAUAGCAAUGGUAGUAAUAGCAACAACGGUAGUGUUGUAAACACAAGUACAGUUAAUGUUGGCGGUGUAGUUAUUGAUGUCGUAAAUAAGAAUGUUUCUAAUACAAUUGGUGCAAUAACAUCUGCAUCAUCAUCUCAACAACAACCAGAAAAUAAAUAUAAAAGACAAAAAUCACCUCAAGAUUUCGAGAGAAUGGCUGAGAGUGAAUCAAAAGAAGAUCAAAUACUUUGGAGCUGUUGCUUAGCCGAUAUUAUUAAAGCUGGUUGCGAGCUUUGCCCCAAAACUAUAGGAAAAUCUACAGAUUUAGUUUUACAAAGAAUUAAACCCAUUCAACCUGAUGAAAGUCAAAAAGCUCAAUCAGUAACACCGGAACAAGAACAACUUUGGAUUUGGUGGAGAAAUUAUAUAAUACUAGCUUGUGCAACAAUUCAAGUUACUGACAAUACAUUUUUGGAUAUCAAAAAGAAACAAACAACCAAUGACUCACAAGAUCAUCAAUAUCCAGUAUCAGCCAGAGAGUUAUUUAAUUUAAUUGUACCAUAUUUAAAGAGUAUGGAUAGAUUUUUUGCAGAGUCAUCAUUGGCCGCUUUGGAAAAAACAAAUUCAUAUGUACUUGAGGUUUUAUUUGAUGUAUUAAAGCCAUUAGAAAACGAAUUACAUGGUUUACGUAAAACUAAAAAGAAAACCGAUGUCAUUAAAUCGGUUAUUGGUAUCCGUAGACAUUGCUUAGAGUCAUUAAAGCCAGGUGAAUUGGUCAAACGUGAUAUGUUAAAGAAAUCCUACGUAGAUUUUAUUCAAGAGAUUUUACAGUUCUUGAAUGUUAAUGUACCAAGUGGUCCAGAUCCCAGCAACGAAUAUCUUUGGGAUAAUUUACACUACAUUAGAUUCAACUUUUGUGCAAUGGUACAUCGUAUUGUUCAACAACUCUAUAGCGGUGGCCAUGAGUUUUUAGAAAAAACUUUACGUAGAGAUUUAUUUAAAGCUUUUAACAAGUGGAGUGAAAGUGAGGAGCUCAUUAGAGAAGAGUCAACAUCACGUAAACUUGUAGCAUUUUUACAACAAGAAGAAAAAGAAGCAGCUAAAAGAAAAGAAGCUGAAAUUAGAAUUUACGAACAUGCUUCUCAAUUAAGUCAUGUAGCAUCACAUGCACUCUCUGUAAUUUUAUUAGGUCCAUUCUUUAUUGAAACCUUCAAAGAUCCAAAUGGUGUUAUAUUUCAAUGGAUCAAUCAAAUGUUCCUCAGUGGAAUUAAAACCAAAUUACGUGCCAUCACUAGAACUGGUUUACAAAACUUUUUAAAGCAUAAUCUUUCUCACCAAGAGUUAAUUUACCAUUGUAUUAAUCAAUGUUAUUCAUCUCAAAUCCCAGUAGCUCAUGGUUACUUUAUUUCUUUGGUCGAACUAUGCCAAGAUGAAAUAUUGAAAUUUGAUUUUUCAGAGUCAAUAAUGAUGAAUUUAAUCAUUUUCAACUGUGGAACUAAAAGUUCAAAUGUUAGACAGCACUCUCUUCAAUUAUUAGCAUUAAUUAGGGCAAGUAGAUUUGAAAACUCAGAAAAUCAACUUUAUGGUGAUUGUUAUUAUCCAUCAACUAUAGGUAGUGAAAUUCCAGAAACCUUCUUAAAUGCACAAUACCAUUUAUCAGAAAAACUUUCAUUAGAGAACGAAGAUUUAUGUUAUGAAUUUUUCAUGGAUGUAGUUUAUCGUUUAGAGACCAUCAGCCAAGAUCAUCAACGACAAAUGUUAAAUUAUGUCAAACCAUGGAUUAAACAAAUGUCAUUAUUAACAUUGGCCUCUGAAAAUUCACAUCUUUUAGAGUCUGUAUUGCAAGGUUUAGUUUUAAUUUCAAUCAAGUAUUCAGUUAAUCAUUCUCAUUUAAUCGAGGAGCUUUGGAGAGUUUUAGGUAGAAAUCAAGAUAAUAUUGGUGUUAUUAUUGACUUUUUAAUUGGUAUCACUGAAAAGACUAGAAAUCACGAAUUAAUCCCAAUCUUUAAAAGAAUUUGUAUAUUUUUAGGAAGAUCAUCACCACAAAAAUUAAUCAAUUGUUUGGUUGGUGAAUUAACAUCCAACGGUGCUCCUUCAAUUGUUGACAUUACAGAUACCCAAAAAAUUUCAAGUGGCAGAUUAAGAACCACCAUUCACCAAAGAAGCGCACCAGUUAGUUCUUCAGAGGUUGUCUAUAAUACUGUACAAUUUAUUUCAAUGUCAUUCCAAAACUCAACUGAAAUAUUUGGUGACCGUCAACCAAAAUCAUCACCAUUAACUAGAUUCCAAUUACCAUUAAUUUUCCUUAGCGAAGUUUCAUAUGAAAUUGGCGAAGAGUUUAGAGUACAUUUACCAGUAUUACUUCAAUUGGUAUUUUUAGGUCUUUAUUAUAAUUCAGGUCAACCAGUUCAUGAUCAUUGCAGAAUGCUUUUAUUAAAUUUAAUUCGUUCUUUAGUUAUCAAAAAAUUCCAAAUGCAAGAGGGCGGUACCAUUGAUAAUCCACUUUAUGAAGAUGCAGUACAAUUAGUAGAUUUCCUAAUGCCAUCAGAAAAUUCACCAAAAGUCGAACUUCAAUCUAAAAAAGAUAUUUCAAAUCCAAAAUAUGUUGUAAUGCUAUCAAAGCGUAUUGCUUUUGUACUUUCACCAGAUGGCUCCACUGAUCUUAAUGAACAAUGGGGUGUUGCAGCAUUGAAUUGGGCUACCAACAGUCAAAAUCAACGUUUAGCAAUGAGAUCGUUCCAAAUACUUCGUGGUUUAGAACCAACUACUACUAUCGAUUCAUUAACCGAAGUUAUGCAAACUCUAGGUAAACAUAUCCAAAAUACCUCCUCAGAGAAUGCAUUAUUUAUUUCAGAAAUUCAAGAGACCCUUCAAGUUAUGAUAAAAUGUAUUCACCCAACUAAAUUAAUUUUAUUCCCACAAAUAUUUUGGGGAACCCUCGCAAUGUUACAUACAGAUUUCGAAAAUCAUUUCGUUGGUGCUAUUAAAUUACUUUCUCAACUUUUAGAUAUUAUCAAUUUCUCUGACAGAGCUGUUCAAAAUGUUUUCUUGGCCAGUAUGCCAAAAGAUUGGGAAAAUUUCCACGGUGUCCAACCAUUGGUCAUCAAAGGUCUAAUGUCUAAUAAUACCACCUUAAUUUCUUUAGAAUUUUUAUCAAAGAUCACUUUACAACCAUGUGACGAAAUUUUCCAUCCAGAACCAAUUAGAUUCAUUACAAAUUUAAUCAGUUUGUUACCAUUCCUUUGUUUAUCAAUAGGUGAUAAUUGUAUAUUGGCUCAACAAGCAUCCGAAAACAUCUCAAUAGUUUGUGAAAAUCAUGGUUAUGACCGUUUAUCAACAAUCUUUGAAAAAUAUAGCAACAAAUCAUACUUUAAACACUUGGAUAGUUUCUUGCAAGAUAUUAGUGGUCCAUUAUGCGAAAAUGUUAUUAAGCACUCAACUCUAGUAUUUUCUUUGCUGUUCAAUAUGUUGGAGUUUGGUUCAACCGAUUAUCGUUAUCCAAUUUUAAAAAUAUUAACAAUGUUGGUAAAAGGUGGUGUUAAUCCAGCUGAAACUAAAAGCUCUCGUGUUCCAGAAUGGUUUGAUACGGUUACACAGUUCUUAAAUGAUCAUAAAACACCACAUUAUAUUGUCUCACAAGCUAUUCGUUUCAUUGAGAUUACAAGUGGUAUCUCACCAACAUCACUAACAACAAUUGACAAUGCUAGUCUUAAACCAUCAAAGAAUACUGUUGGUGCCAAGAAAUUCUCAAAUAAAGUUGAAAGAGGUACACUCUUUGCUGCAAACUAUCUCCAUAAGGUAUUGGAUACUUGUGCAAGAUCAGUAUCGUUAACCAAAUCAAUUUACUCUACUACACAAAUAUUUGAAACAUUCUUUUCAAAUGCAAACGAUGACCAAGCUAAUAUUCAAAAACAUUAUGAAAAUAGUGAUGAUAAUUACUCAGAUAAUGGUGAUGAUGGCCAUUCAUCAAGUAACGGUACAAUCCAACAACCUUCAUCUGAACUCGAUAUGGAAAUGGAUACAGAUACACUAAGAUCAAAUGAUUUCGAUGGUCCAGAAUUUCAUAAUUUCCCACAUUUCCAAGGUUUUAAUGAUAUUUUAGAAGGUUUAGGUGAUAUGUCAAUGGAUGAUAGCUCAAAUAUGAGUACAAGUCAAUUGGACAGUUCAACAAUUUCAACAAAGUCAAAUAAUUUUGGUACAUUUAAUAAAAGUUCAAUUAAUAAUGUAGAACAAUUUAAUAAUGGUAUACCGUUAUCACCAAUUUCAACUUCAUCAAAUUCAUCCAACCUUGUAAAAGAGAAUAUUAAUUUAAUUUCAAACUCUUCAUCAGGCUCAUCCUCAAAUUUAUUAAAUUUUAAAGAACCAUCAAAUGUAAAUAAUAACGCUACCCAACAAAAUAUUACUAAAGAACAAUUAUCAUCAUCAACAUCAUCAACAAAUUCAAUAAAUACAAACUCUGUUAUAGCUCCAACAUCACCAUCAUCAACAACUAGAUCAUCGUCAAGAUCACUACAUAAUUCAUCAUCACCAACAUUAUCUAGAAAUAUUAUUCACUCUAAUCAAACUUUAACAACAAUGUCAUAUAAUGUUACAGCUGCAAAGAGUUGGUGGAAUUCAUGUUCAGAACAGUUUGAAUUCAAUUCAGAAAAAGAUCUAUUAGAUGCAUUUACAGCAGCUUCUCAACUAAUUAAUCAAAUUACAAUUGAAUAUAAAACUUUAUUUAACCAAUGCUUACCAUUAAUUCUUUCAAUCUCCACUGAAGUAUCAGCUUUAUCUGUCGAUAUAUUUGAAAAGCCAACAUUUAUGAAUUCUUAUAAUGAAAUUCAAAAUACUGUCCAAUUAGCCGAGCGUUAUAAAAAAGUUAUUCAAGAGAAGCCAUCAAUUUCUAAAGUAUUUUUAGAACACAGAGAAAAAGCAAUCAGUAAUUUUACAAACCAUUUAAAGAUUUACACAGAACAAAGAACUUCAACAAAUAAUACUCGUGCAAAAUUAUUUGAAAAUGGUAUAACUAAUGAUGAAAGUCAAGUUCAAAUCACUGAAACAAGAUUUUGUUUUGCAGUUUGUAAUCUUUAUCAACAUUUAUUACAGCUUUGGAUUUCUUAUAUAAAUAUGCAACAAUUAUUAAUAGACCAUUGCUCAGUUCCUCAAUCUACUCUUCAAUGUGAUAAACAAAGAGAUGAAAUUAAAAAAGAAUUAAACAAAUGUAAAGUUUUAGCAGUACUAUUUAAAGAAAAAGAAAGUGAUAUUUUAUCAAAAAUUUUACAACAACAAUUACAACAACAUACAACUUCUAUAAAUAAUAAUAGUAAUAACUUAGGUGGUAGUAGUACAAAUAGUGGUGGUAAUUCACCUUUACCCCAACAAAAUUCUUCCUUAUCCCCAAUUGUAAACAGUAUCCAUUCCCAACAGCCAAUCUCAACUUCUCCAACCUCCUUAUCCUCUCCCUCAUUAUUAGAUGAAAGUCACAGAUUAACAACUGUUAAUGAAAGAAAAAGAUCAAGCACAAGUUCAAGAAACUAUAUGAAUUAA